AACCCUUCCGCGUUACCAAACUCCGCAACAGGGCGAUCCAACUGUGACUCAAACUAUUGAAUCCCUGCAUCAUUCAAGCUCCAUACACUGAUCAGUGACGACAUUUCAGGAAGUCGAGUGAAAUUUCUUUCAGAAUCAAUUAAAGUCGCCCAGUGGCUCACUGAAGCUUUAACCAUGGCGGGAGUACGACAAGGUUGUGUGCUGGCCCUUAUUGUUUUAAGCUGUGUUGCGGGAAAAGGCAAAAGUUUAGACGUUUUCGUCCCGCAUUUAAUCGAGGUCUACAGCGGCCGAAGUAUCACAUUUGACGUCAUUUACACGCCCUACACGACAAGCGAUGACGUCACAAUUAACGUCACAAAACAAUCACAGAGAUUCGCUGUCAUUGAAGUGGCCAAUGACUCGAUGGCAGAGAUCCAGCGUUUCGGGACCUGGUCCAGACGAGUCAAACUUGCACAAAAGAAGGAAAAGUUCUUCGUGACGUUGGAUAAGGUUGCCGUUGCUGAUGAAGGCGAUUAUAAUGUCACGGUCAAGGUCAACGGUGUAUCUAAAGAAAAACGCAUGCAUAUUGGCGUUCUAGAGUACCCUUCGGAUGUUAACAUCGAAAUCAUCAAUCAAAACCCCGGAUCCUACCCAGAGACAACACCAGUACAGUUCAUGUGUAGCGGAGUCGGUGGAAGGCCACUAGGGGAGAUAACUCUCGCACGAAAAACUUUAGGCGAUGUGGAUUAUGUCCCCUUGGUGACUGAUCUCUUGAACAAAACGGUAGCUGGGCGAGAAUUUAACUACACGUUUCAACGACUGGUGGAUCAGCAGGAUAACGGUUCCUUGUACGUGUGCCAAAUACAUAAAGGGCCGUUCUUCCUGAAAACUGGACCCCUUAAGCAGAGUUCUCCCGUGGAAUUAUCGGUAGAAUGUGAGUACAGUUAA
Haliotis rubra (blacklip abalone) is the source of this 927-nucleotide messenger RNA. RefSeq lists its product as uncharacterized. The transcript has 3 exons. The record is from RefSeq and is a predicted model, not a curated record. Bases 175 to 927 code for a protein of 250 amino acids. Lineage: Eukaryota; Metazoa; Mollusca; Gastropoda; Lepetellida; Haliotidae.